UGAGCACGCAUGCGCACUCCGCAGAGGGAGGCCGGGGGACCGUGGGGGGUUUCUCCGCUUGGAUCGUGUUUCCCUCUCGCGUCGGACUCCGCCCCCAGACUCUUCCUGCGCCGCCAGAUAGCUAAGAAAGGACAAUGGGAGUUCAAGGGCUUUGGAAACUGCUGGAGUGCACUGGAAGACCUAUAAACCCACAAAUACUGGAAGGAAAAAUUCUUGCUGUUGAUAUCAGUAUUUGGUUGAACCAGGCAAUAAAGGGAGUCAGAGAUCGUCAUGGUAAUACUAUACAAAAUGCUCAUCUCCUCACUCUUUUUAAUCGACUCUGCAAGUUGCUGUUCUUUCGAAUUCGGCCUGUCUUUGUUUUUGAUGGGGAAGCACCACUUCUGAAGAGACAGACCUUGGCAAAGCGAAGGCACAGAAAAGAAUUGGCCGUCAGUGAUUCCAGGAAAACUGCAGAGAAACUCUUGAAAACAUUUCUGAAGAGACAAGCUAUCAAAGCUGCUCUUUCAGGCAAAAGCAAUGAAGUUUAUCCCAGUAUUUCACAAGUUCGAAGAGAAGAAAUUGAUGAUAUUUAUGUAUUGCCCUCUUUAGAGGAUGAAGAGAAAAACAGCUCAGAGGAGGAAGAAGAAAAAGAAUGGGAAGUAAGAAUGACCCAGAAAAAACUACUACAGGAUCAAUUAUUUGAAAACCCGCAUGCUAUCGAUAUAGAUUCAGAAGAUUUUAACAAGCUGCCUCCAGAAGUAAAGCAUGAGAUCUUGUCUGAUAUGAAGGAACUUACUAAACGAAACAGAACAUUAUUUGAAGCAAUGCCAGAGGACUCCAGUGACUUUUCCCAGUACCAGCUUAGGGGUUUGCUUAAGAAGAGUCACCUCAGUCGCUGCAUAGAAAAUGUACAAAAAGAGUUGAAUCAGCAGCACUCGGGUCAAAUCCAAACACAAUAUGACAAUGAAGGUGGUUUUGUGAAAGAAAUGGAAUCUAGGAGGAUAAUCUCUGAAGACUCUUCUCACUAUAUCUUAAUAAAAGGUUUUCAAGCAAAAGAAGAUGCUAGUAAAGACUUGGAAGCUACUGCAGGACCCUCAUCAGGAAAGUCUGAAUUGAAUAAAAUAAAUGAAUCUCCAGCUAAUGCAGAGUUAAUUGCAUCUGACAAGUUGCAGACAGACAAAGAUAACAGUGUAGUCACAGCACCACCCUCUCCCCAAACAUUGCUUGCUAUCCAGGCAGCAAUGGUGGAAAGCAGCUCAGAAGAAGAACUGGGAAAUGAAGAUAAAGAACGACUAAACCUGACUCGGUCUGUAAUGGAAGAAGGCAGUGUGUCUCCAAGAACACUGCGGGCAAUUCAGCAAGCUCUGAAUGAUGAUGAUGAAAAGGAGGAAGUUGUUACUGUUAGAGCUGAUAGAGUGCAAACAGAAAGGUCAAAAGCGAAGGAUUUUCUUCUUAGUAGCUCAGAUGAGGAAGAUCAGAUUCCUGAAGUUAAAGAGGAUAAAGAAAUACUUAUAUCUACAAUUCAUUCAUCAAACCAAGCAAUUGUGCAGGAUAUUGAAUUUGGACAAAAGAUUCAGGAGUUGGGAAAAAAUUGUAUUACACCCAAGGGCACCAGUAUGUCCACAGAUAAAAAUUACUCUUGUGUUGAUGAUGCUGAAAAAGGGAAAGAAGUUGUAGACACAGAAUUAAAUGGUUCAAAAAUAGACUCAACUUAUUUGGAAGACAAGGAUGUGAACUUGUGCAUUCAGAAGCCAAGCUGUUCCUCUUCACAAGCUAGUAUAGGGCCUUUGGUUCACAGUGAAACAGCAGGAUUUUCUAAAACUGAGGAAAACUUGAAAAUUUGUGAAAUUACAGAGGAAGUUCAUUCACAAACAGAAGAGAGUAUAUCUGAGGUACAAAAGGAAACUGAAAUUCUUCCACCAACACAAGGUCCUAAGGAGGGAAGACAAGGGACAUUACAGUCUGAAGACAGUGAUUCUGAUGGAAGCUUCAUUGAAGUGGACAAUGUGAUCAGUAACGAGGAUGAAUUUUCUACUGAAUAUGAUGAGAGACUGGGUGAUAAAACAGCACUUUCAGAAAGGGAGGAAGAUGGACAUGAUAUAGUCACACAGAACUUGCUGAAUGAUUCUGAUGAAAUGCAACUGGCAAGCAGUCAGAAUGCUGAAAAAGAAGAUAAUAUUAGAGAUGCAGGAGAUGAGUGGCAAGACAUCAGUUUGGAAGAUCUAGAAGAAUUAGAAAAUGACCUUUCUGCUGAACAGGAAAUGCUUCAGUCUCAAAAACAACAGCAGGAGCGUGUUGCUUCUUCUGUAACGGGGCAAAUGUUCUUGGAAAGCCAGGAGCUUCUCCGCCUAUUCGGCAUUCCGUACAUUGAAGCUCCUAUGGAAGCAGAGGCACAGUGUGCUGUAUUGGACCUCACUGAUCAGACCUCUGGAACAAUCACUGAUGAUAGUGAUGUUUGGUUAUUUGGUGCACGGCAUGUUUAUAAAAAUUUCUUCAGUCAAAACAAAUAUGUGGAAUAUUACCAGUAUGUUGAUUUUCAAAACCAGCUGGGGUUAGAUCGAAACAAGUUAAUUAAUUUGGCAUACUUGCUUGGAAGUGACUACACUGAGGGAAUCCCGAAUGUUGGCUUUGUAACUGCGAUGGAGAUCUUAAAUGAAUUUCCUGGACAUGGAUUGGAACCUCUUCUAAAAUUCGCUGAGUGGUGGAACGAGGCUCAGAAGAACAAGAAAAUCAGACCUAAUCCACGUGAUACCAAAGUCAAGAAGAAAUUGCGGGAGCUGCAGCUUUCUUCAGGUUUCCCAAAUCCAGCAGUGGCAGAAGCAUACCUGAAGCCUGUGGUGGAUGAGACAAGGGGCUCAUUCACAUGGGGAAAGCCUGAUGUAGAGCAGAUUAGAGAAUUCUGUAAAGAUCACUUUGGCUGGACUAGGGCAAAGACAGAUGACAUCCUUUUGCCUGUGAUAAAACAGCUGAACUUGCAACAGACUCAGCUUCGAAUUGAUUCGUUCUUCAGAUUAGAACAACAUGAAAAACAAGCUAUUAAAAGUCAGAGACUACGCAGAGCUGUGAGUUGUCUAAAGAGAAAGGAAAAUGAUGAAGUUUCAGAGGCUACUGCUGCUUUGGAGGAAGAACUUAGUCAGCACAAGGAAAAGAAAGGGGAAAGUGCUUCAGGCUGCACAGAUCAUCAAGACAUAGUGACAGAAAUUCAAAGUGGAAAGAAAAGAAGGCAUUCAGAUUCCAGGAAAGUGCAUUUAUUUGGAGGUGGUUUUGUUGGGAGUUUGCAUCUUUCAGAAACUUCUAGUGACUCCUCAGCAGAAGAAUCAGAAAACGGAGAUUUAGACAAAAGAAGGAAAAUUGCCUCUAAAACAGAGACAGCAGACCACAAAAAGAGCUACAGUAGCUCAAGUGGUGAAGAUGAAGAACUGGGAAAAAUGAUUUUGGUGACUGCCAAACCUGUAUUUAAGGGCAGAAAACAAAAAUCACGAAGUAAGGGAGGAAGAAAGAAGAGGAGGUCUUAAAGGAAAGAAGUCAUAAAAAAGCAGACUAUGUAAAUGGGCUUUAUUACUUAAACUCUGUAAGUAUUCUAAUGAUUUUUUGGUAUAAAAACAAUAAAUUAUCCUUAUUAAUCAUG
Messenger RNA from Centrocercus urophasianus (Greater sage-grouse), 3607 nucleotides. RefSeq names its product DNA excision repair protein ERCC-5-like. The transcript has 16 exons. Gene Ontology annotation, biological process: nucleotide-excision repair. The record is from RefSeq and is a predicted model, not a curated record. Bases 135 to 3494 code for a protein of 1119 amino acids. Gene Ontology annotation, cellular component: nucleus. NCBI's taxonomy places the organism in Eukaryota, Metazoa, Chordata, Aves, Galliformes, Phasianidae. Gene Ontology annotation, molecular function: DNA endonuclease activity; single-stranded DNA binding.